GUGAGCAGUGUCAGAUUUGCCAGCAAGAUUUCUACUGCAUUAGUCCUUUACAUUUUCUGUACUUGUUGUGCUUUCCCUUCGUUGUCAUAUAUCGUUCAAACCUCUGGAAGUAUCUACCUUUUCUCAAAAAGCAUUUCGUAUUUUCUGCAUCUUUGGCUGAAAAGUUAUCAGUGUCAAGUAUAAUUUGGCCAAGAUUUACUUUUUUUCCUCUUUUUUUUCCCCCCUCGCUCUUUUUUGGACUUGAUCGUAUUGCAGGAAGUCACUUGCGUCCUGCCCAUCAGUGACUUCUCUGUAUAUUAUGGUCAAAUUGCUGUGAUACAAUCUGAGAGCCAGUUCCUCCCGAGGCAGGCAGCAUGUCAAACUGGCGCUGGACUGAAAACUUUGCAUUUUUGGUGGCUCUGCACAUUGUCUUACUACUAACUGGCAUAACAUUAGCCAAUCCACCUGAAGGGGAUCGACUCGAUGGCGCGAAGCAGCGACACACGUCCAGAAAACUGGAAAACGUUGCGACUACGGUGCCUUUCCUGCUGCAGGAUGGAAAACUCAGACCACUCAGCCAUCUCCAGUCUAUGAGUCACCCGCCGUCAUUGAAGUUACUGAUUGAAGCUGAGGGUGAGCAGCUGCUCCUCGCCCUGGAAAAAAACGAGGGGCUGUUUGCAAGUCAUUAUACUGAAACACAUUACCUAGAGGAUGGAAGUGCUAUCACUGGAACUCAGAACCUCACGGUAAACUGCUAUUAUCAUGGCAAGGUCCAGGGGCAUCCCGAUUCUGAGGUCAGCCUUAGUACCUGCACUGGUUUAAGAGGAUUUGUGUCAUUCAAAAGCAAAACCUUCAUCCUGGAGCCCGCGUUCGACCCAGACAACGCAACGCACCUGAUUUAUAGGGGGGAAGAGGUUUACAUUCCCGCUGGUACUUGUGGUCAUGGAUUCAAUAUAUCUGCUUUUGUCCCAGACAAGAAAGGAGGCUCUUCUGCCAGGAACAAAAGACACACUCAGAAGACCACAAAGUACGUGGAGCUGAUCAUCGUGGCUGACAACAGAGAGUUUCAGAAACAAGGGAAGGACAUGGAGAAAGUGAAACAGAGGCUAGCUGAGAUCGCUAAUUAUGUGGACAAGUUCUACAGGGCCCUGAACAUCCGUGUGGCCCUUGUGGGCCUGGAAGUAUGGAGUGACACGGACAAGUGCGCCAUCUCACAGGACCCUUUCACCACGCUGCAUGAAUUCCUUGACUGGAGGAAGCUGAAGCUGCUGCCUCAGAGACCUCACGACAAUGCGCAGCUUGUCAGUGGAGUCUACUUUCAAGGCACCACCAUUGGCAUGGCGCCCAUAAUGAGCAUGUGCACAGCAGAGCAGUCAGGCGGCAUCGUCAUGGAUCAUUCGGACAAUCCUCUCGGGGCUGCGGUUACCCUGGCACAUGAGCUUGGACACAAUUUUGGAAUGAACCACGACACGCCAGAGAGGGGGUGCGGCUGCCGCAUGACAGUAGAUCGAGGCGGCUGCAUCAUGACCCCGUCCACAGGGUACCCGUUUCCCACGGUGUUCAGCAGUUGCAGUAAGAAAGAUCUGGCAGCCAGCCUGGAAAAGGGAAUGGGCAUGUGUCUGUUCAACAUGCCCGAGGUCAAGGUGCUCUACGGGGGGCAGAAGUGCGGCAACGGCUACGUGGAGGAGGGCGAGGAGUGCGACUGCGGCGAGCUGGAGGAGUGCAUAAACCCCUGCUGCAAUGCCACGACCUGCACGCUGAAGGCCGACGCUGUCUGUGCACACGGACAGUGCUGUGAGGAUUGCAAGCUGAAGCCAGCAGGAACGUCGUGCAGGGAGUCCAGCAACGCCUGCGACCUGCCCGAGUUCUGCACGGGUGCCGCUUCUCACUGCCCCGCCAACGUGUACCUGCAUGACGGCCACUCCUGCUACGGCGUGGACGGUUUCUGCUACAACGGGGUCUGCCAGACCCACGAGCAACAGUGCAUCACGCUGUGGGGCCCGGGAGCAAAGCCGGCACCCGGGAUUUGCUUUGAGAGAGUUAACUCUGCUGGGGAUCCGUAUGGAAACUGCGGAAAAGACGGCAAGGGGUCGUUCGCUAAAUGUGACGCGCGAGAUGCUAAGUGUGGAAAAAUUCAGUGCCAGGGAGGAGCCAAACGGCCCGUCAUCGGCACAAAUGCGGUCUCCAUCGAAACGAACAUCCCGCUGCAGGAGGGCGGGCGCAUACUGUGUCGAGGGACACAUGUCUACCUAGGGGAUGACAUGCCUGAUCCAGGGCUCGUCCUUACGGGAACCAAAUGUGGCGAUGGCAUGAUGUGCCUGAACCGGCGAUGCCAGAACAUUAGUGUGUUUGGGGUGCAUGAGUGCUCAAGGAAGUGCAACAGCCGUGGGGUAAGUGUGUCUGUAAUGUCUCAGGUGGUUGGGGACAUUGUUGGAGUAGAUUGCCUUUUCUACACUCCAUUAGUUUGUGACACUACACUAUAUUUUACUUCCACUCCAAAUACUCCACUGCCUACCAGCCUCAUCUCAGCUCUUCGCCGGUGUCAGGUAUGCAACAACAAGAAGAACUGCCACUGUGAGAUGAACUGGGAGCCGCCCUUCUGUAACAGAUCAGGUUUUGGGGGAAGCGUGGACAGUGGACCCAUGAGGUUGACAGCUGAUGCCAAUGGGAUGACAGCGGCUGUGGUGGUGACAGUACUGAGCCUCGUGGCUCUUGGGCUUGUUGCGUACCUCAAACGAAAAACUCUCCUCGGGCUGCUACUCACUAACAAGAAGACAGCCAUUGAAAAGUUAAGGUCUGUGGAUCCAAACCGACCCCCCAAUCCACAUCACUUGCGUUCCACAUGCAGGUCCUCUCCUCCUCAAACCCCCCCAGCCAAGCUGCCAAGCGCCAGUAUAUAUAAGCUGGCUCACCUGUGUUCCCAGUCUCAGCUUUCGGGGCAGAACUUGCACACCCCCAGCUUGCGCAGGCUACCCCAGUGCCAGCCAAUCCACAUCAGCGGCCCCUUGUCCCUGGGCACCGGACGCACGCAGCCCCCCACCCCUCAAAAGACCCCCGCUCGCCAUGCUGACCUGCCACAGAGGGGUGCAGCGUUCCACAGCCUCCCACGCCAGCCCCCCUUCAGGGACAACUGGGAAAGUGAGAAACCCAGCCCUCCACAGAAGCCCCUCCCUGCAGACCCCCUAGGGAGGACCCCUCGCCUUGGACGUGGCACUUCAGCCAAAUGUGGCCGCGUCCCCUUGCCCGUCCCUGUCCCCAGUGUCCCCAGACCUGUGCCUCCUGUCCCACAGCCUGUCAGGCCUGCGCCCAAACAAAUUCCCAAGCCUCACAUCACCGCAGACAGGAAGUAGAGGAGCAAAGCGCAGGAUGCCAGUCUAAAGAUGAAGACCCUCAUUUGCACUAUGGAACCCUUUGCACCCCCAGACUUGGGCAUCUCUUGUGUUUAGAAGAUAAGGACUGAGCGUACACCUUGGUGCUCUGCCUCAGAAAGGUGCUGUGAGUCCUUGCUCAGGUGCUUGUAAAUUAUUUAUAUGCUGUAUUUAUUAGUGAUGGCCAAAUGAAACUUCCUGAACCAUUUGUUGUAUUUUCUGACCCCACUAGAUGGCGCUCUCUGUUCAAAAAUUCAGGCAAAAGCGUGCCUCCAAAGUAAACCAAGAGCACCAUCUAGUGGAGUCAAAAAAUACAGCACAUGGUUCAUGCUUCAUUCGGCCACCACUAGUAUUUAUUACCAUAUGGUGCACUGUGGUAGACACUUUGAACAAUAGCAUUUAAGGGUUUGUUUUUUUUUGCUUUUGGUUUUUGGUUUGGUUUGUGAUUUUAUUUCAUAAUUUUAUUUUUCUGCAAGAGAAAACCAGGAGACUUUUCUUCUGCACCGUAAUGACAACAUUCCACUUUUCUUGAAUUCCGGAGUGGUUUUGAAGGCAGAGAAAAAAAUGUGUAUUUUCUAACCUGUGAAGUGUUGAAGAUUUAAAAGGAUUUAUGUGUAUGGAUGUCAUGUGGAAACUGGAAUGUAAGCACAUAAAAGGUGUAUAAAAGUUAUGGAAGUAUAUUGAAUUUAAUUCACAGCACUGACAUGAACUCAUUUUAGAUUUUUUUUCUCCGUCUGCAUUUCCUCGGAUUGUAUGAGCCAAGAGAAUUCUUCUUCAGUCACUUUCUGGUCCAUAAUGUAAACAUUGUACUUUUGCCUUCUCGAGCAUGUGAGGUUCUCUUCAAUUUACGCAGAAUAAACAAAGGACACAAAAAUAUGAGGGUUGGGAUGUACCCAACUGUAAUCCGACAGUUUCCUAGAAAACAACAGAGCACUUAAAAAGUUUACAUCAGACUUAAAACAAUAAAUUUUCGGUCUGUGUACCUCCUAACCCAAUUUAUUGUAAACCCAGCGCUGAUCAAUAUCCAUGUGCGAGGUGGGAGGUAAAAGGAAUAUUUACACAGUGGAGUUCACACUGCCACCUGGUGUUCACAGGGUACAGGAAGGAGGCAGCACAGGAGAGCUGAGUCAGCUUAUUCAAAUACAUUUCACAUCUCAGGCAACAUGGAUUUAAUCUUUAAGUUUAUUGCGGAGGAACUAUUAUGACGGUUGAAAUCCGUGUAUAACAAGUUUUACCCACCGAAUGUCAAAAAAAUUGUCAAACAGGCAAGAAAAACCGGGCAAACAAAAUUCCAGCCUCUAAACAAGAGCACAGGGAGUUAGUUCAUUGAGCAUCCAGCUACUCAGGAAGUAUCACAUGAACAUAUGAUUAUUUUUAGUGACUGAAUAUCCAUUUACCAUCAUAUAGCAGGAACAUUAUACCGCAGACUCUCAGUCCAGCCAAAGAUAUGAAGAUCACCAAGGCCAGAGGGCCAUACGCAGACCUUGAACUGAAGAAUACACUCAAAGUGGUUAUGUGCUACAGAUGAGAAUUAUGAGACGCAUCUUAAUUCAUUCUAAUUUGUCUUAUGGUAUAAUUCAUUUACAUAAUGCAAAAAUGUCUGUUGGGACGGUCACCCCAUAAAGGAAAAUACAAAUGAGCAAAUGAAAUAAUCAAACACACAGUGAUAACAUUAUAUAGAAUAUAUAAGGCUUACAUAAGAGUCUGAUCAUAUGUGAUUUGCUUUAAGAACUAUAAUCCCAGGUCCUUGAACAUAACUGGAUCGGUCUGAGUUGGGGACCUAAUAAUCCCUGCUUGGCAACGUUUGCCUCCAGACUCCAGCCCCCUCCCCCACCAACCCAAAUAAGCGCUAGAAGGAGAAACAGUGACACUAACAAGGUAAUGCACCUUAGGCAUGCAUAGGCACAGGGGGUGUUCCCCCAAAUAUUCAACUUGGCUUCCUUCACCCCCCACCCCAGUAAACAGGCUUUUUUUAUUUAAAUUAUUGUGUCCCCCGCCCAGUCUCAAACUCUCUCCUAUGUUACUGCACCAGCAAAUACUACGGGGAAAAAAACAGGAGCUGCAAAGGUGACUUUUUUGCACAUUAAAAAAAAAUCUGUAACACUUUACAGACUUUAUCCUUUUAACAAAUGCCAUUAGCAUCUUUUAAACUUGCGUUGUACUGUUAUGUUCCCUGUUUUACAUCGUGUUGAGUUCAGGCUCUGUUUGUUUUGGGAUUAAAGGCUAAGAUAAAUAACUGUGAAAAUGUAUUUGCACAUUCUGCUAGCCUGAAACCUAGAAACUGCACGGAGGCUUUAAGUCAUUUUCAGGCUGUAUUUAAUACUGAUACCCUGGCACUUGUAGUGAAGAAUUUUACACAGCAGGCAGUUGCCCUUUUAUACAGGGACAGGUUAUCUCAGUGAAGCAAUUUGGACUUGAUGCAGUACAAUUCUCCAUACUUUAUAAUAAAUGAGCAGUACAUUUCACCAGCUAUCAAGUACAUCCAUCCAUCCAUCCAUUUUCCAAACUGCCUAUCAAGUACACAUUUAGUAAAAUGUAUCAUUAAAAAAGUUCUUACUGUAUAUGUUGCUUCAUGGUGCUUCAAAAUCCUACUGGAUUAUAUACAGAAUCAUAUUUAUUUUUACUCAUUUGCAGCCGUCUGAACUUGAAACAACCUGUGCUGUGUUUAAUCAUGCCUUUUGAAACGUGAUUUUUUUUUUUUUUUUAUGAUUGUCAUCGUGCACAAAGUUGUGUUGUGCAGUGUGCAGGUUUCACGGACUUUUCUCAGGCUUCCUGGUUCAGCGUUUAGCUGGAUGUGGUCACAGCUGUGUUGUUGCAUUUUUCAAUAGCCUCAGAGAGGGAUCAGUUUGCUAGAAUCAGCGCUGGACAAAUUUUCCAGUUCCGUACUUCAGCAGAAAUCAUGAUUUUGUGUAAUUACAUUAUACAUUGCAAAAUCAGAUAUUAUGCAUUGCAUUUUUCUUUGUCGGACACAAUAUAUGAAUUAUUUUUAACUACAGGAAACAGUUUUAAAAUAAUAAACAGAUCAUUUCUCCCCCCCAAAAAACGAUUAUGAUGUAGGGCAGGGGCCACCAACCUUUUUGAAACUGAGAGCUACUUCACGGGUACUGAGCCAUACGAAGGGCUACCAGUUUGAAAUACCCUCCUAAACUUAUCUAAACUUCAUGUAUAAUAAACGUGUUUUAAAUGCUUUUACAUAUAUUGUCAAUUUCAAAUCUAUAUAAAUGCAAAUGUGAUUAAAGAAUAGCAACAGGAUAAGAUUAAAUUUUAGAUGCUGCUCACUGGUGAAUUGUGCUGUUUUAGAACAGGUCCGCGGGCGACUCCUGUGGUCUUUGGGUGCAUCCUGGUGCCCGUGGUGACCCCCGUGGAGACCCCUGAUGUAGACUAUAACUGUCCUGGUUUAUACACAAACAAAAGCAGAAAAAAAUAUUGCUGCUCUUUUAAAUUGAACACCAUCAUUUUCUGUUAUGAGAAAGAUUUUAAGAAUGCUUAUAUUGUUCGUAUUUUUCUACCGCCAAAACAGCGUAGUCUGUUCCAAAAGCGUUCAAAGUACAGCACUUGGUGAAUGACGCUCGUGGAAAAAAAGCCCUGUCCAUACAGUUUGUGCACUUACACUGCCCUCUAGUGGCAACAGACGCCUAUUCCGCUGAUUUCCUUUUGCGGAGGGUCAUUUUUUUUCUGUAUUAGAGAAGUAAUGGUUAUCGCUGCAUUUAUUAUGCUGUGUGUUGCUUUUCUUUAUGUCGUUUCUUUCAUUUAAUCAAGUCGAAUCGGGUUUUCUUUACUUACGUCUGUUUACUAAAAAAAAAGUCAAGAAUGUACUUUCAUGUACAUAAUCUAUCCCUUUUCUGUGUUUAUAUUGCUAAAUAUCCUCAUGUAAAAUUGUACCUGGUGAAUGUAUAACUAUUUGUUCAGUAAACAUUCAACAAAACCUAAAGUCAAAUAUGUGGCGAAACAUGUAUUUUAAGUGCAUUAUAUAUACAGCAGUUACAGAUCGCUUAUCGCCCAACAAACAAAGAAAUGCGUAAAACAAAAUAAAGUUGUUUUAAAAGCU
Messenger RNA from Brienomyrus brachyistius, 7395 nucleotides. Its product is annotated as disintegrin and metalloproteinase domain-containing protein 12-like. The transcript has 23 exons. Gene Ontology annotation, molecular function: metalloendopeptidase activity. Gene Ontology annotation, biological process: proteolysis. The coding region runs from base 354 to 3329 and encodes 991 amino acids. The record is from RefSeq and is a predicted model, not a curated record. Lineage: Eukaryota; Metazoa; Chordata; Actinopteri; Osteoglossiformes; Mormyridae.